AUGGUUGCUCUGGAUCGGCGGACGUUCAGUCAGAAGAGAGGGGGUAGUAGCAGAAGAGAGAACUUACUCGAGCUUGAUGGGAAUGGAUCGGGGUGGGGUGGGGGGAUCAACGAGAGUGGUGAUGGCUGUUCUGGAUCGAAAAUGGAUAUCGACAAUCACCUGUCGUCGGGCAUAUUGGCUAAGGAGAACACUGGAGAACAUCUGUAUGAAUGUAUGAUGGCCAUAGAUAUCGUACGGAUCCACACGUUCAUGCGUCUAUCGAGCGGGAGCGACGAGGAGCGACGGACGCGAAGCUCACAGGCGGGAGCAGGAAAGGCGGGAGCGGCAAAGUGGGAGUGUCUGAGGGCCUCUACAUAUCAGCGGACUCCAACGAAUGACAGCUAG
Coniophora puteana RWD-64-598 SS2 is the source of this 384-nucleotide messenger RNA. RefSeq lists its product as uncharacterized. NCBI's taxonomy places the organism in Eukaryota, Fungi, Basidiomycota, Agaricomycetes, Boletales, Coniophoraceae. The transcript has 3 exons. Bases 1 to 384 code for a protein of 127 amino acids. The record is from RefSeq and is a predicted model, not a curated record.